UCUUCCUCUGCUGGGCUCUGGGCUGGUUUCUAUUCAAAUGUGGGUCAGGGGUGAGGAAGCCUAACGUCAUAAGCUUUGCAACAUGGCGUCCCGAAGGCUGUGAGAUGAGCCAGAGGAUGGUAGAGAAGGCUUGAGAACGACCCUACCCAUGUAAAAAGCUUUAGGUGGUGCUCGUGUAGGAAGAGAGAGAGAGAAGGAAGGAGGAAAUGGAACUGCCAAAUCAUGCCAAACAACUGCUGCUGCAACUCAACCAGCAGAGAGCCAAGGGCUUCCUGUGUGAUGUUAUCAUCGUGGUGGAGAAUGCCCUGUUCCGGGCUCACAAGAACAUCCUGGCUGCAAGCAGCAUUUAUUUCAAGUCUCUGGUCCUCCACGAUAAUCUCAUUAACCUUGACACAGAGAUGGUCAACCCCUCUGUGUUUAGACAAGUUCUGGACUUUAUCUAUACCGGGAAGCUCCUGUCCUCGUCGGACCAGAGCAACGAGCAGAACUUCAGUGCCCUGUUGACCGCCGCCAGCUACCUCCAGCUCCACGACCUUGCCGCUCUUUGCAGAAAGAAGCUCAAGCGCAGUGGCGGGAAGCCCUUGCCAGGAAAACCCUCCACUCCAGGUCCUCUUAGCCGCUUACGCCUCAACAACCAGCGCCUUUCCUCUUCUACUCCUGCUGGUCCCAACAACCACUAUCCUCCAACCCCUUCUGAUGCUGAUCAACCACAGCCAGACGAAGGCCUUCGGGACAAGCUCUCGGAUGACGAGAUGUUUGUCGGCAGCUCCGGAAAGACGGGGAAUGGAGGAAAUGGAAGCAGUAAUGGUAACCUCAGCAGUGGAGGAAGUGCUGGAGAACCAGAUCUUGGGCUAGAUUUGUCCAAAAAGAGUCCUCACUCUGCGGGCAUGGGCACCGAUGCCCUUAGCCCGCACAGCAACUCCCAAGAGUCCCCGCAAUCUGCCUCAGUAUCCACAACCAACAGUGCCUCACUGGAUGACUCCUCAACCACUCUCCCAGGUGUAGACACUUGCAUCUCAGAGACCAUGGAGAUCAACACCUCCAAAACCUCAGAGGAAGCCCAAAACCAAUCUGAUGGUCCUCCACCGCAGAAAAAAACCAGACAAGCCGCUCGCAAGAACGAGUGGCCAAAGAGAGAAGCAUCAGGGUUGAAGUCAGAGGAUCACGACAGGCCCCUGGUUAACGGUGUGAUUGUGGGCCCUAAAGAUGGCCGCUCCUCUGGGACUGGUGGAGGAGGUAGCAGUGGCUUUGCCUCUGACCAGUGCAAAGAUGAGGAAGAUGGAGGAGAGAAUGGCCAUGACCACAGUGAAGAGAGUGGUCAAAGUGAUGGAGAAAGUGCCGGAGGUGGGGGAGGAUCAGGAGGAGGGCACCACAGCGCCAACUAUGUGUACCGACAGGAAGGUUUCGAGCCAGCGUUCGGGGACAACCUCUAUGUGUGCAUUCCCUGUGGUAAGGGCUUCCCAAGUUCUGAGCAGCUCAACGCUCAUGUGGAGACGCACACCGAGGAUGAGCUUUACAUCAAAGAGGAAGGUGGGGCCUUUAUAAAAGAGGAGGAUGAGGAGGAGGCAGAAGACCUUUCUGCCACCGUAGGGCCCUCCAGUUUUGGCUCAGAAACACGUCCGUUCAAGUGUACUGUCUGCAGUAAGAGCUACAAAGACCCCGCAACGCUGCGACAGCACGAAAAGAGCCACUGGCUGACCAGACCCUUCCCCUGCAACAUCUGCGGCAAAAUGUUCACCCAGAGAGGAACCAUGACACGCCACAUGCGUAGCCACCUAGGUCUGAAGCCUUUCGCGUGUGAAGAGUGCGGCAUGCGCUUCACACGCCAGUACCGCCUGACGGAGCACAUGCGAGUCCACUCUGGAGAGAAGCCGUACGAAUGCCAGCUAUGCGGAGGGAAGUUUACCCAGCAGCGCAAUCUCAUCAGUCACCUGAGAAUGCACACCUCGCCCACUUAGAGAUGCAUCAAGCCAAAGAACUAUGGGAAAACGAAAACAAAGGAACAUCUCACAACCUUUUUUCCUUCUCAGAAGCAAAGAAAUGCACACACACACAUUCACGCGAAAACACGCAUAGUUCUUAUCGAUUCCAGUUUACGACGCCCUGGAUGAGUGAAUGAUGUAACCGCUUUCCACAGUGGUCUCUUGUUGAUGGUGGGAUCUUGUUGAUGCGAGGAUCGGGUCAUCGUUUAUAUCGAGUGACAUGUGCUCACCUCUCAGGAGUUUUCGAGGGACAUCUCGUCUCUCUCCAAAGUCACGAAGCCAUGGUGGAGUGGCGCGACAUCUAGUUUGUUAAAUGUGAAUGUGGGUACGGAUGUAAUGUCAAAUCCGCUCACCUCGUACCCCUCAGCCGCCUUCCUCUUCACUCUGAAGCAUUCAGAUUGUACCUGAAACUGGUUAAUCCAACAGUCCCGGCUGGACUCCAGAGCUACUUUGACCAAAAAUCAGCGCAAACAAUACUGGCAAUAAUUCUGCAAAGAGUAUUUUUAACCCUGACAGCUUUAUAUCCUAUGAUGAUGCUAUAUGUAUGAAAGAGGAGGGGUAACUGGGUUUGGGACCAUCUCCAUGCUUUACCUGAAAGUCCAGGAAGAUAGGUUUAUGUCGGGGAGGACAUGUUUGUUUGAACAGACAAAAAUCCAGCGUCCUCUCUGCGGCUGUUUGCAUUGGUGUACAGAAGAGUUGCAUUGCUUUCUAGACUUGCCUGCUAGAGCUCCAGGGAGCCAAUCCUUGCUGGGAAGAUGAACCCUUGAGGUACUUCUUUAACUUAAAGAGCUUGUCAUGUUUCAGUGAAUGUCUAAACUGGAAGGUCUUGGGAUUUUUUCUCGUUUUGGGGGAGGGAUCCGGGGUGGGGUGGGGGUCUAAUGGGGCUAAGGAAGAGGGCGUUUUCAAAUGAUUACGUUAAGUGGGUACGUUUAUUUUUCUGCCUGUAUAGCUUUCCUCCCCUCACAAAAAAAGAAAAGUCUAUUUCUGUAGGCUUGUGACCUCGCUACCUCUGAUUACUCUGAACUCUGUUGAUUGGUUGAAAGUUCCUAUGUAAUUAAUUGUAAAAAGUGUGUAGAUGACAUUAACUUUUCACCUAAUGCUUUAACCUGCCCAUCUCUCAACACAGGUUUUUAAUGCCCAUAGAUUUUACACAUUAUUAUAUAAUAAUUAUUGUUUUUAGUUGUUUGUACUUGUCAGAUAUAGCUUUUUCUGGGGUCCUGGUCAUUGCGACCCCGAUACAAAGUGUACUGUAGCGUCCUGCCCGGAGCAAAUAGCGGUUAGUUGGUUAGUCUAGAUGUAUAGUGUUCCAAAGAUCUUAAUGAAUGUCGAGGAGAACGGAGCUAACUAACAAAACAUUGCUAGACAAGUUCAUAACCAAAGUUUAAAGAAGAUGUACCUAUGAUAUAUAGCAUACUAAAUUAUUUCCUUUUUAUUUCUUUUUUGCUGUAUAAAACAGAUUACGAAUUAUAUUCUAAAGUCCAGACAAAGAAAUCCAUUCUUGUUUUGAGGAGUUUUGGCCGAUGACUCUUGAGACUUGCGAUGGUUCUUGUGGUUUUGCAAGGAAAGCUUGUGCUGAUUGGUGGGCCGGUGUGACUUAAACUCUAGCGCCGGACGAAAGCGGCGAAGUUUAAUUCUUCAUGUUUGUGUCCAGAGCCCUUAUCACUUUAUACUCCCUGAUUUUAUUUUAAAAAAAAAAACAAAAGAGGAACAGAACUCGAUGGAUGACGCUUUACGCGUUCUGUUCAGACCAAAAAAAUAAUACAAAAAACAACAAAAGAUAGGAAUGAUUAUGAGAAUUUAAUGUGAAGUUUAAGUAACUUUUUUUUUUUUUUUUUGUUUCUUUGAGCCAGGCUUGUGAAAACUCGUAAUAAGAAGGGAGAAGCAGAGAUGCACUGGACAGCUCUCCUUAUUGUCUGAUUCUGUUCCAUUAUUUAAAACUAUUUUAAACCUUAUUAAAACGUACCUCAUCAUAGGCAACCCUAACCCGCCGACACCUGUCCAGUGUAUCUACUCUUAAAAAGUCACUGUGGAUCCUAAACCUUCGCUACAAGUUUUUGGUGUAGGCAUUCCUCUGUUAUGUCUCAACUGUCCCUCUUGAUUGAAUUUUUUGUUUCAUACCUCCUUCGUCUUCUUGUUUAGGCCUGUGAAAUGUCGAUCUCUUAGGGAUGCCGCUAAAGCUUCACAAGUCGUUUCGAGGUACCUGCAUCCUGGACUCCCGGAGUUUUCCUGUUCAGCCGUUCCCGUUUUAAAUAUUGCAUGGUACACACUCCCCGACCCCUCCACCCUUGUUAUUUAUCGCCUGAUACUUCUGUUACUUGUGACCUCUUCGAGCUUCAGAGGGAGUCCACAAUGCAUUGCCUUCAAACGUUGGUGUACUUGUCAGCACCUGGUGCACUACGGCCGAACGUCUGUAACACAAAAGGUGUUCGUACCACAUCGUCUUUAGCCAUCUCUGCAAAAGACUUUUGCAGCUGCAUUUGAAUGCUUGCUUGUUUGACGAAACGAAGAAAAAAUAACUCCAAACUGUGACCGUACUACUACUACUAUUACUACUACUAUUCAAGUACUUCAGGGAUUGUUCUGUGUCUGUGAAUGCAGACUCUCAGCUACAUUUGUAAGAUAAAGCAUCGUAUCAGUUUCUCUGUAUUUUAACCUGGGGGGGAGGGGCACUAGUUUCAUAUUUAAGAUAAACAGGGGAGGUGUGGGGGAGGGGCGUUCUUUUUCAGCUAACACACAGAGCCUUGACAAAGGCGAGGCAGCUCGAAACAUCUCUACGUUUUAGUCGGUUUCAUCGUUUGUUCGGAAAUAGUUGCGAACUUGUACAAAGAACCUAGAAGAGAGAAAAGCUCAUACCCAAAUCCACAAACUAUUUUUUAAACCAAAGCACAUUUGAAUGAUUAUAAAACAGUGUGUGGCUCUAAAAGAAAACAUAUGUAUUUAUCUCAUUGUUUACAUGAACUUUUACAGUUUUACAGACCUCAGUCGAGACUCGGCCAGUCGCGAGGUAGUCUCGGCAUUUUUAUUUUAUUUUAUUUUUUUAAUCAAUUUUUUCCUCAAGAUGCUUUUCCACAGAUGUUGCUGCCAAAAUAAAAGUAUAGCGUUAAACUUGGUGUAAACUACUACAUAUUCAAUGAGGGGGAGGAUAUGUUGUUUAGGGGCACUCCCCCCUCCUCCCCUCCCUGCCAGCUGGCUUUGGGGUGACCCUGCACCCCAGCCCUCCUGCCCUCUGGCCUGUCUUCAGUGGGUGACAGAACGAGGAGGGGGGGGGGGGGGGGGGGGUGCAUCCUUGAUGUAUUAAUCAAAAGGCAUUGUUCGAUGGGGUCUUUAGCUCCGUGCUGUGUCUGUUUACCCAAACACGCUUGAGAAAGUACCUCGACUGUGUGACGCUUUUAGCCCUCUGACACCUCUCAUGCUGGUGGUUGUUUAAACCUAUCUGGAGAAUGUAGCAUUGAUCAGUUCUGAACAUGUAAACAGGCUUAUCUGCUCGUCUUAACUGUGAAUGUUGUCCUUUUUCCUGCUCUUUGUGAUGUUUUGAACCUUUUUUUUUUUGCCUGUGGGUUAAAAGCAGCACAAACCUCCCGACUGGCUGAGCCUCAAACAACGUUGGCGCAAACACUUAUUGACAGUGUUCUUUUUUUUUUAUUAUCAAAUGUCUAUUGUCGCUGAUGAAUGUAUUUAUUUCUGGGCCUGCCGUCACCUCUUCAAAGAAUUUACUCAGCGCGUGAGACCGAGGUGGCGGCAGGACCCUCUUUUUUGUUGUUGUUUUGACGAUUUCAAGCUGAAUCUAAAUCGAGACACAAACAUAGCCAUUAACCACAGUCUGUGAAAAUGACCGUUUUUGUGGGAGAACUGAUGUUUUUUUGUUUUUCAACUUGAAGAGAAUGGUCUAUGGCAUUUACUAUCUGCUCAGUUCUACCUUUUAUUUCAUGUGUUCUACUAUGAAAUGGGUCCUUUUGGCCCAUGCAGGCUUGAGCUCUCACUGACUGCACACAGAGGGGAGUUGACCUUUAACCCUUGGUGUGUGUGUGCGUGUGUGUGUGUGUGUGUGUGUCUGUGGACACAGGCUGGACAUUGUCACUACCUGUGCAGAGUGGAGGCUACUGUAUUUUGUGUCAUGCUCGCUCUCCCUGGGUGUUGCCACGCUGCCGCUGACAUUAAAGAAAAACAACAAACUAGAUUUUCCGCUGCAGGAGCUCGCACGUAGCUCACACCUCCGAGCAUUAAUGUUCUGUUUAGGCUCAAACCACCUUUUUAGUGUCUGUUAGUUUCACACAGGCGGAUUUUAGACACGUUGGAUGAUUAUAGCUUUACUAAGUGCACUUUGUAUGUUUUUAAAGCCUCUGGGAGGACCCGGGUGCUCUCGUGUCGGCUCUGAUCUAACCUACGGUUCACCCUCUUUCUGUUUUACCUCGUGUUUGUUGUUUGCUGAAAACAAAAGCGAUAUAGUUUGUGCUGCGUUAGGAAAGCUUUAAGAUGAAGCAGGAAACUCUUCUGAGAGACUGUUCUCAGCUCUCUGCAUUCUUAUUUCACUGUUUUGUUUUUUCUUCCAUAUUUUUUUAAGAGAGGCUGUUCUGUCUAAUAUUAAAGAGUUGCUUCUUGUCAGAACUAAACCAAAGCCUUCUUUUAAAAAUGGCCUCCAGUCCCACGCAGCCCAGUUUAAGCUUUAUUGUCCGUUGCGUUAUCUCGACUACGCCCGAGCCCCGCGUUAGCUCUUUGGUCUUGUGUGAUCUCUGUGUUGGAGCUCUGGGGCUCGUCUGCGCUGCUGUGUUUCACUAUUUUCUGCACCUCCAGUGACGUACAGCAGUGACUAAACGUAGAAAACACUAAAUUACCUCAAAACUAUCAGUGUUUACAGAAACAUGCUGUCUUGCCAUUGGUCUAUUUUUGCCGUCCAUCUGUAACCAAAAUGUUCUCAUUUAAAAGAGUUUAUGGCAGCAUAUUUUCAUACAUACCUUUUAAUUUACAUAUUUUUUUAUGGAUUCUUAAACGCACGGUGUCACCUUGGUGCACUUCGUUAAUGGACAGAUGUAAUUCGCUGCUAAUAAAAGAUGAUACUUGAAGUGUUUUUCAGUGGAGCUGCUUGUGAUGUUUGUAUACACGGCUUCCUCUCUGGUUUUCUUCAGGAACAGCCUCUCAAUAAUGUAUCAGGAUCUAUGGAGGCUGAGAGGCUCUGAAAUGGACAUGUAGGGUCUUUGCUGGUGAAUAAUUAAAGGGCAACAAGCCCCUCCCCUUUUGGCAAACAACACAUUGCAUGCAAAGGUGUACACACCCAGGUGCACUUUUGUUGGCAUGCAUGCCCUUAAACCUCCACUAGUGCAAACACAGAUGCCACCGUCUAGACUGCACACACACACACACACACACACACCCCAGUGUUUAAGGUGAGUUUCUCUGACCCUUGUGGCUUUUGGCAGCACCCAGGCUGGGCUCUCUUCAUCUCCACUCCUCAAAGAGCUCGUAUUCAGGUCAGAGCUACCGCCGUGCAGAGCGACGGGGCUCGCAAACUCAAAAAGUGUCAUAAAAAGUGUAAUACGGCUGACCUCGGCACUCACAACCUUACAGUCUUAAUGUACAGCGGUGAGGAAAAAGAAACUGUUAUUUUAUGAUCUUUUCAUUAAAAGCUUGAUUGAAAACUCAA
Nothobranchius furzeri (turquoise killifish) is the source of this 7620-nucleotide messenger RNA. RefSeq names its product hypermethylated in cancer 2 (gene hic2). The record is from RefSeq and is a predicted model, not a curated record. Gene Ontology annotation, cellular component: nucleus. NCBI's taxonomy places the organism in Eukaryota, Metazoa, Chordata, Actinopteri, Cyprinodontiformes, Nothobranchiidae. Gene Ontology annotation, molecular function: protein binding; DNA-binding transcription factor activity, RNA polymerase II-specific. Gene Ontology annotation, biological process: regulation of transcription by RNA polymerase II.